Molecule: messenger RNA, 2025 nt
Organism: Lycium barbarum (goji berry)
Lineage: Eukaryota; Viridiplantae; Streptophyta; Magnoliopsida; Solanales; Solanaceae
Exons: 5
Coding region: 1012-2025 (337 amino acids)
Biological process (GO): protein transport
Source: RefSeq, a predicted model, not a curated record
CAUAGUAUAUGUAAUAUAAAGAUGGGAUCGGAUUGGAGGUUAAUUCUACCUUGCAUUAUUUAAGUGUAGGUUUUUAAAUUUUUCAGUACAGCCAUUAUAUUGCAGGUACUCAUUGAUUCAACUAAGUUGGAUUUGUGUCGCAUAAAGCUCAUUAAAAAAAAAAAAAGUUAAAACUUUCUUAAUCUUAAGAUUCGAACCCGUUUAAUUAAAGAUAAAAGAUCUCAUCCAUCUCGUCAUGACACCCCUCUUCCAAACUUCCAAUAUUGCCAAAACCUUCUUGUCUUUUAUAUUCCCAUUCCGGACUAUCCACAGACUACUCGCCUCCAAAGAAAAAAGAUACAAGAAGACAUUUAAAGAUUGAAAUAUAGAAGGAAAAAACAUUUAAAAAUAAAAACACUUAAGUAAGGUCUAGCUCCCCUUUUUUUGUACAUUUUCCUUUAAAUUUCGCUUUUAUUAUUAUAAAAAAAAAAUUAGAUAGAAAAAAAAAACAUUUAAGGAUGGAAGGUGAAAGAGGAGCUAAUCCUCAACGGUUACUCUGCCGCGGUUUCCACUCUAAGUCCAUUAAUCCAAUGUAAACCCGCCAACUUCGUAUUCCAUGUAACCUGUAUUGAUUUACCAUAAUAAUUCUCUCUUUUGCCCACAACCAUAAACACAUACGCCUUAUAACAAGGACAUCACGGUAAAAUCACUGCAUUACCGUUAUCAGACAGACCCCAUGGAAUAUAGCUGGACUGAUUUUAUUUCUUCAACUUCUUUCAUAACGAUUUAGAUUCUUGAUUAACAAUUGAUAGUUUAUGACCUUCCUCUGUUCUUUUCGCCAUCAUAAAGUUUUCUUUUUUUUCUUUGGGUCCAAGCAAAUCAGCUUUUUAUAAUCAGCUUUUUAUCAUUCUUUUUUUCCAUGUUGGUUCUUGUGCCAAUUGAAUUGCAUUUUUUAUCACAACCUAGCUUCUAAAAAUUGUAUCAUUUUAAUUUUCAUAUUGUAACCUUCUAGGUGCUCCUAGAAAAUCAAAAAUGUUGGACGCAUGGAAGAAAAACAAGUUCUACUCCAAAUGCAAGUCUUUAACCAGGCAGACGAAAACUCGAAUUGAAAUGAUCAGGAAGAAGAGAAACGCAAUGCAAAAAUACUUGAAGAAUGAUAUAACUGACCUUAUAAAAUCUGGAUUGUAUGUCAACGCCUAUGACAGGACUGAAGGCCUUCUAGUUGAGCUGAAUUUCUUGAGCUGUUAUGAUUUUUUGGACCAGUAUUGUGAGCAGAUCCUUAGUCAACUUGAAACCAUCAGUAGACAGAGGGAAUGCCCUGAGAAUUGCAAGGAACCUGUGGGAUCUUUGAUGUUUGCAGCAGCAAGACUAGCAGACCUGCCUGAAUUACGUCAACUGAGAACGAUGUUUAAUGAAAGAUAUGGAAAUUCUCUUGAAUGUUAUGUCAAUAAACAGUUUGCUGAGAAACUAAAGCCAGUACAACAUAAAAAGGAUGUGAAACUACAGUUGAUGCAAGAUAUAGCAACAGAAUCUGGUGUAGAAUGGAAUUCAUCAGAAGCUUUGCAACAGAAGCUAUACGAACAAAAGCACAUGGAUGUAUCAGGUAAUACUAAAGAAUCUGAAGAUGCUCUAUCCAAUCAUGAAAACGUGAGGCAUCAGCAUACAGAGAUGAGGGCUCAAGUGGCCAAAGUAGCACAUAAUGGCGACAAUGAUGCAGUUGAAAAUGCUAUGCCAAAAUCAGUUAGGAGGAAACAUAUGGAUCCACAUUCUGGUGAUAAAGAUUCAGGACAUGAAAACCAUGGCAUAAAAAUUCCAAAUGGUGAAGUCUCAAGGCAGAGAAACCGAGACGGUCCUUCAGGCAGAGCAACAUCCCUUCCAGUUGAAUUGGAAGAAAUAAGUCCAGAAGAGCUAAUGAAAGGGCACACUCGAGCAAAUUCUUGUUCGCCUGAUAUGUUUGGUCCAAAUGGGCAUGUCCAUCCAAGGGUACCAAACUAUGAGGAUGUUGUCGCUCGCCUGGCAGAUCUCAGCGGGAAAUCAAAAGAAUGA